Mugil cephalus (flathead mullet) is the source of this 2332-nucleotide messenger RNA. RefSeq lists its product as uncharacterized. The transcript has 4 exons. Bases 153 to 1520 code for a protein of 455 amino acids. The record is from RefSeq and is a predicted model, not a curated record. Lineage: Eukaryota; Metazoa; Chordata; Actinopteri; Mugiliformes; Mugilidae.
GUCCUUCACUCAGGUGUCUUAGAGCCACAUAACCCCCUUCUCCCUCCUCAGUUGCGCACGGAGCAGAUGAUGAGAGGGUGACACCGCACGGAGCUUCGUACAGAGUGAAACAACAGUCUGAGCCACUAACCUUGGAUAAGUGGGACGCCAAGAUGCCCGAAAGUGAUACCUGGGCGGGGACUGGAUUGGAUACAACAAACGGCAUGGACUGUGCUGGCAGCUGUGACAGUGUUGCCAGUGCCAAUUCUGGUUGUAGUGAUGAUAGUCUGGAUCACUUGUCUCCUGAGGAGAAGGCCUGCAUCUUGUUUUUGGAGAAGACUAUUGAGUCUUUGGAUACCGAAGAUGACAGUGGACUGUCCAAUGACGAAUCUGACCAAAUGCCCACUUCUGGCAGUCUUCCUACCACACUGACAGACGUGUCAGCCUCCGCCAGCAAAAGCAAGCCCAAGAGUUCACAGAAAUCUUUCAAGAAACCCAACAAGGAAAACGUUGAUGCCAAACUCACGCAGAGCUCCCUGGUUCCUACACCUCUCGUUGUGGCAAAUGGUUCUCAGAGUUCUGUACCCACUCCUGUGGACAAGAACCUCAACUCUAAGCCUCAGGUCACAUCUAAGAACAAACAUUCCCACAAACACAAUAAGAAAGCUGCUCCUCAAACCGUACCGUUAGAGGUUAAUGUCAUGAUAGCACCUUCCACAAAGCCCAGGGACAAUUCAGCCAGAACGGCUGAGGAUCCUUUACCUAGAGGACCUCUGUCCUAUGAAGCACUCGUUCAUUUGCGAAAGAAUGCCUCCACAAAAAAGACCCCUUUAUGUCCCACGGUCGAUCACACCAUCGACUCCAAGCACCCUACCGCACUAAUGGAAGACCCAAACUCUAAAACAGGCCCUCAAGCUAUGGCCCCAAAACCCUCAAAAAAGUUUCCUGCCAACAUAUCUGUAACAACACAAAAAGAAGUCUCUGUAACCUCAGACUCUUCACACAACGUCAACCACGCAAGCAAUCCCAAGGUGGUGAGACAGGAAGCUUUGCAGAAGCUCGGCCUCCCGACAGACGAAGAGUCAGAAAAUGAUACAGUGGCUCAACUGCCUCCCUCGAAGUCUCACUCCUCUUUGGACCCAAAAGCUAACAGAAGUACAAAAGGGAAUACAUCAAGAAGUCCUUCGUUCUGUUGCCCUCAAGUGUCCUCAGAGCCCAAGAUCAGAUCUCUGCAGAGCAGUGCCAGUUUCCAUCACUCCUCCAGAUGUGACCAGCAGGCUGCCUCAGCAUCACAUCCUGCACAUUCCAACGGGUUAAAGCCAGCUGCUGCUGCGGCGCGCUCUGCUGCCCCCAAAAAGCACAAAAACAGCGGAAACAGCCCUCAACGCACCCCAUCAGCCAAGCCGGCGAAAACCGCCAUCAUAGCCCAGCCUGCAAACCCCAAAUCCAACAGCUCGGUCGGGUAUACUAUGAUGGUGGUGCCUGGGAUGGGAUCCGAUCGAAAAGAGGCUCUCAAAAAGCUUGGACUGCUCAAACACUGAAGCCGAUAAAAAGCAGAAGUCCACCUGCGUAAAUGCAGUGCUUGGAGAGAGUUUAAGAGUACUAUCGGCUUAAAGAGAGUUAGAGCAUUAAGUGGGAAUUUGGCACUUGGCACUUUUGGCAAACCAGGGCAGCAGAAGAGGAUAAGAAGAAGAAUGAUUUAGAGGUCCGUUUACCAGCACUUAUAGUGUAGACCAUAUACGCUCCAUCACUUGAUGCUAGCUUUUAAUACAAAGCUAUUUUUCUGGGACAGAUUCCUAAAGUAACUGAAAAAAACACCUUAUACAUUUCAAACUGUUGAGGAUGUACCUAUAUGAUGAUAUAUAUGGCAAUCCAAUCACAACCGCUAAUCGUGUUUGCUAUAAUGAAUUUCAGCUAGUAUUGACCUGAUAAAAGAUGAUGACAGUAAAUAAGUGUGUGCGCAAAUCAGCCGUAUUUGUACGUUAACUGAUUUUUUCCAUGAGUCACUGAUGUGCCUAUAAGUGAAUUGUUGGUUCAAAGAUCAAUUCAUGCAAACAAAAGUUUGAAAGUGUUUUUGAGGUGAUUGUUUUUUUUUGUGUUUUAUGAACAGCAGUUGCUCUCUGCCACGUGAUUAUUAAUAUCUUGUAUCAUUUGCUUAUUUGUUCCUUUCUACUGUAAUUUUUUUUUACUGUAUGCAUGGGUUUCAGGGUCUUAGAAAUGUGUCCAUGUAACUGCCUUCAUUGUCUAAAAACGGGAUAUUUUUUGUCCACAAUGAAAAAUAAUUAUUUGUAACCUGCUUCGAUUAAUGUCACUGAAAUGAAAAUCAAAAAUAAAAGAUAAUUAUGAAGCCAAA